Messenger RNA from Hemicordylus capensis (graceful crag lizard), 1708 nucleotides. It is a transcript of the gene TEX9, whose product is annotated as testis expressed 9. The coding region runs from base 118 to 1359 and encodes 413 amino acids. The transcript is spliced from 11 exons. Lineage: Eukaryota; Metazoa; Chordata; Lepidosauria; Squamata; Cordylidae. The record is from RefSeq and is a predicted model, not a curated record.
CGGCAGCAGCAAAGGCCUCCCGCCGCCGGUUGCCUAGCGAGGAGGGCGGCAGCGGCGACGCCGAGGAGGAGGCGGAGGAGGAGGAGCCGCACCAGCAGCAGCAGCAGCAGCCGCGCCAUGGCGGCGUCGGGAGGCAGCGAGGCCCGGCGCUCCAGCGAGGCGGCGGCGGCGGCGGCCGGGGAAGCCGCGCCGGGGGGAGGCGGAGGCCCUGCUGCUGCUGCUGCUGCUGCCGCGGCCGCCCCCGCCCAGAGGAAGCCCGGAGGCAGCCGCUCCCGCCGCCCCGCCGCCUUCCUGGCCCAGGAGGAGGAGUACAAGCGCUUAAACGCAGAAUUGGAAGCCAAGACCGCGGAGCUGGUGCGCCAAGCGGAAGAAGUCAUGAGAGAUCAACAAGAAAUGUUGUCCAGGCCAAUCUCCACACAGGUUGAGCUGUUUGAUGAAGAGGCCAAACGCCAGAGAGAUUUCUAUCCGCCUGAACUGCCAACGCUCUCUUUUGCACUUCAUAAGCAAUCCAACAAGAAGAAAACCAGCUCAGUGUCUACAGCUCAGACCAGGCCAGAGUCUGGAAAGAAGGAAAAAGGAGCUUCAAGCGCAAGACCAAGGCCCUACAAGCUCCAGAGUGCCGCUGCUGAUGUUGCAGUCCCUGACUUCUCUCUGGCAAAGACCAUUGGUAAAAUUGAAGGGCAACUAGAAGCAGGAAACCUGCCUGAUCUAGAUGAUGACAUUCUCCCUGCUGCAGCAAGUGAAAUUGGAGCAGAGGCCCAGAUCCGGUUCCUAAAGGCCAAGCUGCGUGUUAUGCAAGAGGAGUUGGACACCCUGGGGCAGGAAAGCAGCCAGAAGGAUGAUGAGAAUCAAAGCUUAAGCAGCCGGCUGAAGGAUGCGGAAGAAGAGUGUGGGAGGCUGCAGCGAACAGCCAGUUUACAGCAGUCUCAAAUGGAGAAGUACAAAAUGCUGUCAGAAGAGGCCAACCGAAAAAGCGAAGGAUUGCGACAGCAGCUUUCAAUGCUAGAGAAGGAACUGGAGAAUCUCAAGCGAGCACAAAAGCAGAUGUCAGCCAAUCAAAGUACUCUGGAGGUCCGUUUGAACAGAGCGCUUGAGGAAGCCGAGAGAUAUAAAAUGGAACUGAAUAAACUGAAGCAAAGUAACAAGGAGGUGGUCAGCCAGGAACACAGAAAGCUCGAAGAACUGGAGCUGGAAAACAAGAAGUUGGACAAGCAAAAAGGAGAGCUGAUGGCAGGUUUCAAGAAGCAAUUGAAAUUAAUUGAUAUUUUAAAGAGACAAAAGAUGCACAUUGAAGCUGCUAAGAUGCUCUCUUUCACUGAAGCAGAGUUCAUGAAAGCCCUUGAGUGGGGAAAUUCCUAGUUCAACAUGCAACACGAGCUUCUAUCUGAAGAUGUAUAUUAACUUGUUUUAAAGUGAACCCAUUUAUUAAGUUUUUCUGAAGAAUUGGCUUGUUACAGUGUAUCCUCUUCUUACCAUAAAAUUGUUUUACUAGCUGUUUUCUAAUUCUUUAAAGAGCCAAACCUUUCCUAAGUUUUUACGUUUACAGAGAUAAGGCCACAAGCUAUCAUUCACCUUCCAAAAGGUUAAGAUUAGCUUAGGAUAGAAACACACACUGCACUGUAAACCAAAGGCUCCCUUAAAUUGUGCAAUUUACUUCACUAUUUUCUCAAAGCCAUUUCAUUUUCAAAAUAAAGGCGUUCCUUUCUGA